AUGAAUAACCAUAAAUAACUACAAGAAAUCCCUGAAUUUUACUUGAACUAGGAUCCCUAACGAUUUAAUUUGUAAGUUAAAUAAAGAAAAUCCUUAAAUAUAGUGAAUAGGUGGAGGAAUUAAUAUAAGAACAAUCUAAAAAAUUUUCAAUGCAUAAGUAAAUUUAUUAAAAUUUUAAACCCUGUUUUAAUGUUGAUCGUAACCAUUUUAUUAUUUGCGUAUGUUGGACUCAUUUAUUAUAAUGGUUAAUCAAACUAAGAAGUUUAUGAAUAAUUCUUAUAGAAUUAAAAUCAAGAAAUAAUUGCUGGUAUUUAUAUUGAAUGGUUGUCUUCAACUUGUUAAGCUCCGUAUGAACCUAUUUUUAAUUAUAACUUUGAUUAAUAAAUUAUAGGUUGCGAUUGUAGUUAAACUAAUUAACAAAAUAUUUCAGUUGGGAAAGAAUGCAACUCAUUCCUUUUGAAAUAGGGUUGUUUUACUUUUCACCAAAGACUUUAAUAAAAUUUAACUUAGUUAAAUAAUAAUGGCUAUGGAACUUGUAUUUCUUAAUAAUUAUUUUAUAGCAUUUAUUAUUUGUGUAAAAAGAGAAAAGAAUGUUUCUUUAAAAAAUAACUAAACUUAUUGUUAGUAAGAACAAAGGACUGUAUGUGGAAAAGAUUUGAAAUAUUGCUUACCGAUAAAUGUUAAUUGCCCUAUAACUGAAUUUGGAAUUAGAUCGUUUGCAGAUAUUGAUGAAUAAUAUAUUGAUAAAUCAAUAAAUCUUGGAAACAGAUAAUUUUUUUAUUUUGGAUAUAAUGAGAAUAUACUUCCUAUAUCUGAAGUUUUAUUAAUUAAAGGUGAUAAAGUCUGUAAAUUAAAUAAAAACAUUUAUUAGUAAGUAAUUUAAUAUGAAAAUAAGGAAAAGUUUUGCUCAUAUUUUGAUCCUCUUUAUAAAAAUGUAUAUACAAUAUCUGAGGAAUAGUUUUUUUAAUCAAAUAAUUUAAUUUAAUAUAAAAAUGAGUUGAAUUAUUUUUAUGUCAAUAAUACUCAAAAUUGGACAUUACAAACUAAAUCUUAUACCCUUAUUUCAGAUGAAUGUUAAGAUUAAGAUUUCUUUAAUAAAAUGCUAACUAAUGAAUAUGAAGCCUAAAUAAAUAGGUAAAAGUUAAAUUUAUUUAUUUUAAUAACAGUAUUUAGUUCAUUGCUUUUUUCAAGCCAUUUUUCUAUUUUUUUUAAAUUUAUUGA
Paramecium sonneborni is the source of this 1221-nucleotide messenger RNA. NCBI's taxonomy places the organism in Eukaryota, Ciliophora, Oligohymenophorea, Peniculida, Parameciidae. The record is from the annotation of a GenBank genome assembly.